Messenger RNA from Benincasa hispida (wax gourd), 570 nucleotides. Its product is annotated as transcriptional regulator TAC1-like. NCBI's taxonomy places the organism in Eukaryota, Viridiplantae, Streptophyta, Magnoliopsida, Cucurbitales, Cucurbitaceae. The record is from RefSeq and is a predicted model, not a curated record.
AUGGAAAUUGAUCAACAAGAUGCAAGCUGUGAGUAUCAAGAAGAACAAAGUGGUGUAAAUAAAUCAGCAGCUAGAUCUUAUGAGUGCAAUUUUUGCAAAAGAGGCUUCACAAAUGCACAAGCUUUAGGAGGCCAUAUGAACAUACAUAGAAAAGAGAAGGCCAAGCUCAAGCAAUCAAUAUCGUCGCCAUCCUUGUCGUCAUCAUCGAACAAGAUGGUUGUAGACAUCCCGAAGAUGAUUCCGAGGACAACCCCACCACAGUUGCCAUGGGUUGUCUCACCAUCAAUGAGUGAAGGUCAUCGUCGAAGCGGAGGAGGUCGAGAAGAAACCCUAAUUUCGGAAGAAGUUCAACAACUCCCACUUUUCGUCAAAAAUACCUCAAAUAUGGAUCAAAAUUUGAAGAUUCAUCAAGUUCUUCCAAUCGAGGUGGCUUCCGAUCCGAAGCUAGGAUCAUCGUUUCGACACGGUUCUUCCAUCUCCGAGCUGGAUCUUGAGCUUAGAUUAGGACCUGAGCCACAAAACUCAACUCCAUCAUCACUCUCUACUGGUAGGACUACACAUUUCUUUUGA